Molecule: messenger RNA, 1349 nt
Organism: Leptinotarsa decemlineata (Colorado potato beetle)
Lineage: Eukaryota; Metazoa; Arthropoda; Insecta; Coleoptera; Chrysomelidae
Gene: brn
Product: brainiac
Biological process (GO): protein O-linked glycosylation
Cellular component (GO): Golgi membrane
Molecular function (GO): hexosyltransferase activity; UDP-glycosyltransferase activity
Source: RefSeq, a predicted model, not a curated record
GAUCACUCUGUGACCAGAAUACUAUCGGAAAUAUAAACAUAGCCUAAGUUUUGAAUUUGAAAAUCAGUUUUCAAAGAUUUUUAUAAUUAGAUUAUCUGAUCAUAAUCGGAUAUAUUGAUGUAGUUCAGUUGAAACUAGUGGCAAUCUUUGCCACACUGAAAAUGAUAUAAAAUGAUCCUUUCCAGAAGAAUAAAACGUUAUUUAUUUUUAUUACUACUGAUUUGCUUUCUGUAUUUAUCAGGAGUAUUCCACCACUUAUUUGAAAGAGAUUUCUACGACGAUUUCCACUAUCCUUACGAUGGAGACAUAGAACCGUUUGUAGAAAAGCUAAAAAACAAUGUAACCCCAGAAGUAGCACCAAUCAAUAGCUAUCAGUUCAAAUUCAACAAACCCUGUCUUCAAAAAUGUUCCAAAGUACAAAACCUAAGAUUAGUAUAUAUAGUUAAGUCUAGUCCAGACCAUCUUGAUAGAAGAAAUGCUAUUCGAAGUACUUGGGGAUACGAGCAUAGAUUCUCAGAUGUAGAAAUAAGAACUGUGUUUUUAGUGGGGACUGGUUUCUCGAAUCAUCUACAAGAAUCCCUUGACAAAGAGUCUCACAAGUACGAUGAUAUCGUUCAAGGAAACUUCAUCGAUUCAUAUUUCAAUAAUACAUAUAAGACGAUGAUGGGUCUUCAGUGGGCCGUACAGCACUGCCACAAUUCCAAAUUCUAUAUGUUUGUGGAUGAUGAUUACUACAUUUCGACGAAAAAUGUACUGCGAUUCAUACGUUAUCCCACGAACUACCCAAAGUAUUUGAAAGAGCCUAUGAGCCAUAUCCAAAUGUUAUUGAAGAAUAGAAGACCAAAGCAGGUUGACUUCGAGCUUGAAGAUACUGUCCGAUUAUAUGCUGGGUAUGUCUUCAUAUCCUCCCCACACAGACAUUUCACUAGUAAAUGGUAUGUUUCUUUGAGUGAAUAUCCCUACCACAUGUGGCCCCCUUAUGUGACAGCUGGAGCUUAUGUACUUUCGAGAGGUGCCUUGAUCGAUAUGCAUUACAGUAGCUUUUACACCAAACACUUCAGGUUCGAUGACAUUUAUUUGGGAUUAGUAGCAUACAAGGCCAAAAUCGAGCCCUACUACUGUGAUGAGUUUCACUUUUACAAAAAGAGUUAUGAUAAGUUUGGCUUCAAGUAUACCGUAGCUACCCAUGGAUAUGGCGAUCCAAAGGAAUUGAUUCAGAUAUGGACUGAGCAAAAAAGCCUGGGAAAUGCUUAACCACAUCAUACCAUUGAAAUAAUAGUUAUAGUGAAGACUGUGUGAUUUGUAAACUUUGAAUAAUUUGAAGCGUAAUAAUUAUUUUUUUAAUUUGA